Sapajus apella (tufted capuchin) is the source of this 1501-nucleotide messenger RNA. It is a transcript of the gene FNDC11, whose product is annotated as fibronectin type III domain containing 11. The transcript has a single exon. Bases 455 to 1429 code for a protein of 324 amino acids. NCBI's taxonomy places the organism in Eukaryota, Metazoa, Chordata, Mammalia, Primates, Cebidae. The record is from RefSeq and is a predicted model, not a curated record. Gene Ontology annotation, molecular function: protein binding.
CUGUUCUGCAGCUGCGGUGAGAUGUGGAGAGUCCCCAGGGAGCACCGGAGCAGGAGGAUGGCCCACAAGUGUCCCCAAAGGUGGUCCUAUGCUGCGUAAGACCUCGCUGUCUCCUCUCCACAGCCCCAUAGGACCCCCUUUCAGCACCGGCGCUAGGAAGCGGGAGCCUUGCCCAGCACUGGGGGUUCUGCCCCAGCCGUUCUGGCCAGAAGCCUUUCCUAUUCCGUCCUCCAGGCUGCUGUUUGUCAGUAGAGGUUUUCGCCUCUCUGCAUAAACUUCGUCCAGAUCUGUAGCCUGCCCACCCAGCCCUCCAGGCAGCCUCUUCCCAGAGAGUUGUGCCCCCGAGGAAGGACAGAGGCCCAGCAUGGGGGCAGUGGGCUGAAGCCAUACCUAAGGGAGCUGUGGCCCGGGGAGGCCAGCCCAGCUGACACCCAGCCCUCCCCCCAGCUCCCGGAUGAUGAGCUCCCACGUGGCAGGCCUGGGCCUGGACAAGAUGAAGUUGGGCAGUCCCCAGUCCCUUCUGGACCAGGAAGAGGCGGAUGACCAGCAGCUGCUGGAGCCGGAGGCAUGGAGGACCUACAUGGAGCGCCGAAAUGCCCUGCGUGAGUUCCUGACCUUGGACCUGAGCCCGCACCUGCUCAAGCGCCACCAUGCCCGCAUGCAGCUGCUGCGGAAGUGCUCCUACUACAUUGAGGUCCUGCCCAAGCACCUGGCCCUGGGCGACCAGAACCCGCUGGUGCUGCCCAGCGCCGUGUUCCAGCUCAUCGACCCCUGGAAGUUUCAGCGCAUGAAGAAGGUGGGCACGGCGCAGACCAAGAUCCAGCUCCUGCUGCUCAGGGACCUGCUGGAGCAGCUUGACCACAGUCGCGCUGAGCUGGACGCCCUGCUGGAGUCGCCCGACCCGCGGCCCUUCCUGGCCGACUGGGCGCUAGUGCAGCGGCGGCUGGCGGAGGUGUCGGCCGCCAUGGACAGCUUCCUGACCAUGAUGGUGCCAGGCCAGCUGCACAUCAAGCACCGCCUGGUGUCCGACGUUGGGGCCGCCAAGAUCCCGCACAUCCGGCUCAUGCUGAGCACCAAGAUGCCCGUCAUGUUUGACCGUAAGGAGUCGGCGGCCCACCAGGACUGGGCCCGGCUGCGCUGGUUCGUCACCGUCCAGCCGGCCACGCCGGAGCAGUACGAGCUGCGCUUCAGGCUGCUGGACCCGCGGACGCAGCAGGAGUGCGCCCAGUGCGGCGUCAUCCCCGUGGCGGCCUGCACGUUCGACGUCCAAAACCUGCUGCCCAACCGCUCCUACAAGUUCACCAUCCAGAGGGCUGAGAGCGCCACGCUGGUGUAUGAGCCGUGGAGGGACAGCCUGACCCUGCAGACCCAGCCGCGGCUGCUGGAGGGGCCCGGUCUCAGCCACACCAUCCGAGAGGUGGUUUUCUAAUAUUUAUCCACUAAUAAAGAGGAGUGUAAAUGCACAUACAGAAUUAAAGAAACAAACCUAUUUACGUUUGAA